Messenger RNA from Botrytis sinoallii, 1734 nucleotides. RefSeq lists its product as uncharacterized. Bases 1 to 1734 code for a protein of 577 amino acids. The transcript has a single exon. Lineage: Eukaryota; Fungi; Ascomycota; Leotiomycetes; Helotiales; Sclerotiniaceae. The record is from RefSeq and is a predicted model, not a curated record.
AUGGAUCAUGAGAUUUGUCGGGCUGGACGGCGUGUGGAGGGUUUACCUCAGAGACUCGUUAGGAUAUCAAGUGAUGCUGAAGAAGCUCCGGUGCUUCUCGAGACUUCUGGGUUAGCAUCUAUAGAUUAUCUCGCAUUGAGCGCUCGUUUGUUUGUGGGAACGGAGGACACCAGGAAGGAUCCUACGCUGGAAAAUCUCUCUAUCUUAGAAACAACGGGAAAGUCCUUAGAUACCAGUUCCUUUCCUAAAGCCUUUACAGAUGCAUUCACCAUUACCCGACGUCUAGGAUUUGAAUACAUCUACAUCGCCCCUCUCUGUCACGUGUCAGACGAUCCCCUCGAUCUUAUAUCAAUCUUCGCACAAGCAACUCUCCUUCUUUCCGCUGAUAACGUAAGUUCUCCCACAGAUGGAUUAAUCCAAGAUCGAGCAGUUUUCAAUUCUCCUCCCCUUGGUACCAACAAAGACCGUUAUCUCCGUCUAAGCUGUCUUCGCAAUCACGCCGAUCUCGGUUCCUCUCCUCUUUCAACAUCAGGCUGGGCAUUUAUUGAACGGGUCCUCGCUCCGAGAGUGUUGCAUUUCACUAAACGUCAGUUAAUUUGGGAGUGUGCUGAUGGAUGGAAAUUCGAAGCGUCGAAUGUGGAAGAUACGCAAUAUGGGAGUGGGAUGAUCAGAGGAACGUAUCAGAAAAAACUGACGCAGCCUUACAUCAAGGAAUAUCUUUCUCGAGAAGCUGGAAAUGUCUCAAACCCCAGUAUACAAGAUACCACUCAGACAUCAAAUCUCAACGACUAUGCACAGAGAUUAGAAGUCUGGUACCAACUCAUCGACACCAUCUCCCGCACCACCUUUCCCUCUCAACUCGCUAAAUCCAACGCCCUCUCGCUCAUCACAAAAAUCAUGGAUAACAACACAUUCGGCACAAACCUCUCUGGAAUCUUCACCACAAAUAUCGCAUACGGACUUGCAUGGAGCCGCGUAAACGCACUGCUAACGCCAAAUCGUGACGCCCAUGCCCCAAGCUGGAGUUGGGAGAGUGUACAGGGAUCGAUUUCCCACAUGUACACGAGCUAUCCCCCUUCCAUCCUACAUAUACGCUCUACCCACGCAUCCUGGAUAGAUAAACACAUCCCGCAUCUUCUUUCCCACGAUUCCCAUUCCUCGUCCACCCAUCCAUCCUCUUCCCUCCCCGUCUCCCAUCCCCAUCCCACGUCUCCCUCUCUCGAAUGCAAAGCGUCCCUCACCAGCAUCCUCCACCUAUGCGCGCACUUCGCGCCCCACUUCCCAAAAUACACAAUCCAUCUCGUGCUCGACCAAUCCCCCAUCUUCGACUGUUCAUGCUGCGGUCCCCGAAGCGACGCGCGGCAAGAAUCCGGAAUGCAGGAAUUGGAAGAGAGGAAGCUUCAUUACUUCGCGAUGUAUGUAGUGGGCGAUCUGGAUGUGGAAGCGGGAGAGGCGGAUCCGUGGAAAGUGGGUAGGUGUGCGGAUAUGCUGGUUUUGAGAAUGCUGGAUGCGAGGGGGGAGAUGGGCAGGGCUGGUGGAGAUGGAGAUGGAGAUGAAGGGGUUGCUGCACAGAGAGAAAAGAUUAGGGGGGGUGGUGGAGUGGCUUUGUAUGAGAGAGUAGGAUUGGUGAGAUUGAGUUUUGCGAGUUAUGAGAAGAAUGCUGAGGAUGAAGCGUCCAUACAGGAGAAAUUCGAUGGGGUGGGAUGGGAUAGGAAAACUAUCAGGUUGGUUUGA